Molecule: messenger RNA, 705 nt
Organism: Candidula unifasciata
Lineage: Eukaryota; Metazoa; Mollusca; Gastropoda; Stylommatophora; Geomitridae
Source: the annotation of a GenBank genome assembly
AUGGCCAGUGCUAAAACUGCUGCACGACAUUUUCUUCUAACUGGUGUCCCAGGUGUGGGUAAAACAACACUGAUGGUCAAAGUACACAAAGAACUUGUGAAGCAGGGCUUUCACUGCUCAGGGUUUAUCACCGAAGAAGUGAGAGUGUCUGGUCGAAGAAUUGGGUUUGAUGUUGUUACCAUGGAUGGAGUGCAUGGACAGCUGGCUCGAGUCAGUGAUUCCUCAGUGAGUGUACCAGGUGCCAGACAGAGAGAAUACAAAGUUGGCCAGUAUACUGUGAAUUUGUCAUCAUUUGAACAGACUGCCCUGCCUACACUUCAGCUCCUUAUCCAUCCAGAAGGAAGCAAACAAAGGAAGCAGAUAUUUCUUGUUGACGAAAUUGGCAAAAUGGAGUCUUUCAGCAAAAAUUUUAUUAAGGCUGUUCAGAAACUGAUAUCUCAUCCUGAUGUAGUCGUAAUUGCAACAAUACCUGUCCCUAAAGGAAAACCUAUUCCUAUAGUAGAGGAGUUAAGAAAUGGUGUUCAUUCAGUUGUGUUUGAGGAAAUCUUUGAACUUCUCAGAGCACAACUACUGGUAAAACAAGCAGUAACAAUGCUGAGAUGUAACAAGACCCCACAAAAGGUUUUAAAAAGAAACUACAACUGUCUGAAAUUUAAAAAAUCCAAGACACCACAAAAACUGGGAGUGGGAUUGAAAUUUUGCUAA